Drosophila teissieri is the source of this 6733-nucleotide messenger RNA. It is a transcript of the gene rdgA, whose product is annotated as eye-specific diacylglycerol kinase. Gene Ontology annotation, biological process: diacylglycerol metabolic process; lipid phosphorylation; intracellular signal transduction. NCBI's taxonomy places the organism in Eukaryota, Metazoa, Arthropoda, Insecta, Diptera, Drosophilidae. The coding region runs from base 1 to 4425 and encodes 1474 amino acids. Gene Ontology annotation, molecular function: protein binding; ATP-dependent diacylglycerol kinase activity. The transcript has 15 exons. The record is from RefSeq and is a predicted model, not a curated record.
AUGCAGCAGCAGCAACAACCGUCCAUCGAUCAGCUGCCCGAGCCCACAUCCUCGACCAGCAACGCGGCAAUAACUAAGCCGACAACUGCAGCAGCAACCACACCGACAACCACAUCGACAGCGACAACGUCCGGCAGCAACUUCCACCAGCAACUGCAAGCAACAACGGCAGCCACCAUGCAGCGCCUGCGAACAACCUUCACGCGAUCCCGCACUCCCACAGGCGCCGAAAUGAAGAUGCAGAACAGCCUGGAGGUGCCCAAGCAGGUGCGCUCAGCCUCCUUCGACGAGAUGCAACUGGAGUCGCAGCGUGCCUCCUCUAGUCUGCUCAAACAGCAGUCCUCAUCCUCGGCUUCGGCAGAUGAACGCUCCUCGGAGGCUGGCUUCUUGCAGGUUCCAUUGGCGGCCCACCAGCAAAGAUCCCAUAGCUUUGACUCGGCCACUGCCUCGGCGGGCAGCGAUGACUCGGGCACGUUUUUGGAGGUGCCCAGGCGGCUAAAGGCUCGGCGCAGCUCGUCCACCAAGACACCGCCGCCUUGCAUCCAUUGUCACUAUCUGGAGGAGUACGAGCGCCGGAUGACCGCCGAGCAGCGUUACUUUAUCGAUCAUCGCGAGCUGACGGCCUUGAGCUACAGCAACACCAGUUCGGAGGCGAGUGAGGAUGAGGACGAAGUGGAGGGCAGCAACAACGCGGAGGAGGAGGAGGAGGGCAGUGCUGCCAUAGAGGAUGCCGAGGAGGAGACCACUGAGGCGGCUACCGAGGAGGCGGAUGAAGAUCCCCGCACCGAGGUGGAGUCCGAGCACGAUCACGAUCCGGAUGACGAUGCUGCACUAGAGAUGGACAUCCGCAUUGGCAACAUGAGCCAAGGCAGCAGCAUCGAGGAGUCGCGCGCCCGCCUGCCGCGCCAAAUGCGGCGCCACACCAUCGGUAGCAGCUCGGUCACCUCGGCCUCCGAGGAUGAGGGCCUGGAGGGUUCGGACAAUGGCUCGCCGCAUUUCGGCAACACCUUGUUGCCGCCCCAGCCGGCAACGCCUUGUGGCAUAACCUUCACGCUGAGUCCAACCAACGGGGACUAUCCAUCACCGCCGCAUCUCCCCUUGGACCCCGGCUCUCCGCCCAUCUCGCCCUGCUCCUCCCAUUCGGGAAGAUUGCCAGCUCUGACCCCGACCAUUUCCACGCCCUGCUCCUCUGCGGAUGCCGAUGAUGCUGGCGCAGCUAUGGGCUUGCCAGUGCGAGCAAGACGUCGCUCGAUUUCGCGACAGGAGGCGAUAUUCGUGGAGCCCACUGGGAACUCACUGGAGAACGUUUCCCACGAGGAGGUGGACAACAGCAACACCAAGUCAUCGGUGGACACGGCCGAUUCACUGGACGAGGCAUCGACUAUGGCUACGUGUGGCUCGCCCGGAGGCGCCGGCAGCAGUGGUGCCUCCUCCAGUCAUCAUAACGCCUUCGUGGUGCGGGACAUUUACCUAAUGGUGCCGGAUUUGAAGCGAGAUCGCGCCGCCUCCGUGGAUUCGUGCUUCUCGAAGCUCUCGUCGAACGCCAAAACGGAGGAGUUGCAACCAAGUGCCGAUGGCUGCUUCCUCACCGUGCCGAAUAUAAACGCAACCCGAUCGCGAUCCGUGGACAUCGUGCUACCAACUGACGAGCAGGCCAGGUACAAGGCCUUGUCCAUGACCGGAUCCACUGUCACCUACGCAGACGGGCGUACCGCUUCGGCCAGCAACUCCCGGAGACCGAUACGGAUUGUGCCCGACUGGACGGAGAAUGCCGUGCAGGGCGAGCACUACUGGAAGCCCACCUCCGCCUCCGGCGAUCUGUGCUGCCUGAAUGAGGAGUGCAUUAAAAGCGGCCAGCGGAUGAAGUGCUCCGCCUGCCAACUGGUGGCGCACCACAACUGCAUUCCGUUCGUCAACGAGAAGAGCACCCUGGCCUGCAAGCCCACCUACCGGGAUGUGGGCAUCCGGCAGUACCGGGAGCAGACCACCACCCACCACCACUGGGUGCACCGCAAGCUGGAGAAGGGCAAGUGCAAGCAGUGCGGCAAGUUCUUUCCUAUGAAGCAGGCGGUGCAAAGCAAGCUAUUUGGGUCGAAGGAGAUUGUGGCUUUGGCCUGUGCGUGGUGCCACGAGAUCUACCACAACAAGGAGGCCUGUUUUAACCAGGCCAAAAUCGGCGAGGAAUGUCGUCUCGGCAACUAUGCGCCCAUCAUUGUGCCGCCGUCGUGGAUUGUGAAGCUGCCGACCAAGGGCAACUUCAAGUCGUCGAUACGCGUGAGCAACAAGAACAAUGCCGCUUCGGGAUCAGGAGCUGGUGGUGCUGGCGGUGGUGGUGCAGGAGGCGGUGGAGGUGGAGGAGGCGGUGGUGGCAAGAGCAAGAAGCAGACGCAGCGGCGGCAGAAGGGCAAGGAGGAGAAGAAGGAGCCGCGAGCGUUCAUUGUGAAGCCCAUUCCAUCGCCGGAGGUAAUCCCGGUCAUUGUGUUUAUUAAUCCCAAAUCGGGCGGCAAUCAGGGCCACAAGCUGCUGGGCAAGUUCCAGCACCUGCUCAAUCCGCGCCAGGUCUUCGAUCUAACCCAAGGUGGCCCCAAAAUGGGCCUGGACAUGUUCCGGAAGGCGCCCAAUCUGCGGGUGCUGGCGUGCGGAGGCGACGGCACCGUCGGCUGGGUGCUAUCCGUCCUGGAUCAAAUCCAGCCGCCGCUCCAGCCAGCUCCGGCGGUCGGUGUCCUGCCCCUGGGCACCGGAAACGAUCUCGCUCGCGCUCUCGGAUGGGGAGGGUCUAUCUUCUUUCAGGGCUACACGGACGAGCCGAUCGGGAAGAUAUUGCGCGAAAUCGGGAUGUCGCAGUGCGUGCUCAUGGAUCGCUGGCGGGUGAAGGUCACGCCCAACGAUGACGUCACCGAUGACCAUGUCGAUCGCAGCAAGCCCAACGUCCCACUGAACGUCAUCAACAACUACUUCUCCUUCGGCGUGGACGCGCACAUCGCCCUGGAAUUCCACGAGGCACGCGAGGCCCAUCCGGAGCGCUUCAACUCGCGCCUGCGCAACAAGAUGUACUACGGCCAGAUGGGCGGCAAGGAUCUGAUCCUGCGCCAGUACCGCAACCUCUCCCAGUGGGUGACGCUCGAGUGCGAUGGCCAGGACUUCACCGGAAAGCUGCGCGACGCCGGCUGCCAUGCCGUGCUCUUCCUCAACAUUCCCAGCUAUGGCGGCGGCACCCAUCCGUGGAACGACUCCUUUGGCGCCUCCAAGCCAUCGAUCGAUGACGGACUGAUGGAGGUGGUGGGCCUGACCACCUACCAGCUGCCCAUGCUGCAGGCGGGCAUGCAUGGCACCUGCAUCUGCCAGUGCCGCAAGGCUAGGAUCAUCACCAAGCGGACCAUUCCCAUGCAGGUGGAUGGCGAGGCCUGUCGCGUGAAGCCGUCGGUCAUCGAGAUCGAGCUGCUCAACAAGGCACUGAUGCUGUCCAAAAGGAAGCACGGACGCGGCGAUGUUCAAGUGAAUCCGCUGGAGAAGAUGCAGCUGCACAUCUUGCGCGUGACCAUGCAACAGUACGAGCAGUACCACUAUGACAAGGAGAUGCUCCGCAAACUGGCCAACAAGCUGGGCCAAAUCGAAAUCGAAUCUCAGUGCGAUCUGGAGCAUGUGCGCAACAUGCUCAACACCAAGUUCGAGGAAUCCAUCUCCUAUCCAAAGGUCUCACAGGAUUGGUGCUUCAUCGACUCCUGCACCGCUGAGCACUACUUCCGGAUCGAUCGUGCCCAGGAGCACCUGCACUACAUCUGCGACAUCGCCAUCGACGAGCUGUACAUCCUGGACCACGAGGCGGCCACCAUGCCGCAGACGCCCGACCAGGAGCGCUCCUUCGCGGCCUUCUCGCAGCGGCAGGCACAGAACGAGAGGCGGCAGAUGGACCAGGCCCAGGGCCGCGGCCCGGGCAGCACCGAUGAGGAUUUGCAAAUUGGCUCCAAGCCCAUAAAAGUGAUGAAGUGGAAGAGCCCUAUACUGGAGCAAACUUCCGAUGCCAUACUACUAGCAGCCCAGAGCGGCGAUCUCAAUAUGUUACGUGCACUACAUGAACAAGGAUACUCACUACAGUCAGUGAACAAGAACGGACAGACGGCGUUGCACUUCGCCUGCAAAUACAACCACAGGGACAUUGUCAAAUACAUCAUCGCGAGCGCCACACGACGCCUCAUCAACAUGGCCGACAAGGAGCUUGGACAGACGGCGCUUCACAUUGCCGCCGAGCAGAAUCGCCGCGACAUCUGCGUGAUGCUGGUGGCCGCCGGCGCCCAUUUGGACACCCUAGACUCCGGCGGAAAUACGCCCAUGAUGGUGGCCUUCAACAAGAACGCCAACGAGAUAGCCACCUAUUUGGAAAGUAAGCAGGGGACACAGCCCGUCGACGGCUGGCUCGACGACUAGACGAAUCGAAUCGAUCCGAUCCCCCCCUCCAAGUAGAGCAAUCGCUAGACAAGCUUACAGCAUCAGACAUUUAAAUGAAAACCCGAUAAUCGAUAAUCACAGUACCAGAGAAUAUCAGUAAAACAGUAAUCGCAAAAUCAAGAACGUAAUUUUAACAUUGCAAAUUUCUCCUUUCUAUGCCAACCAAACAAAACGAAAAAACAAACUACUACUACUACUACUACCACAAUGGAUAAUGUCUUGUAAAUAACCGAAUCGAAUCGAACGAAACCGAAUUCGUUUCAAAUCAAAAUCAAAUGAACAUUCCACAAAACUCAAACGCGAUGCCGCUUAGGUCAAGAGCGUUUCAUGCAUCUGGAGAAGCAGACCCGGAUCUAAGUGGAGCAUCCAGCGGAAGCAUUCACCCUACGAAAUAAUGUUAAUGCAUAAUGAUAAUGGCUUUUUUUGGCAACCUUUUUUUUUGUGUUAGCAUGUACGAGAGAAAAUCUAAUUUAAACUAAGCAAAGAAAAUACAUACACAGGCAAAGAACACUCGACACAUUUAGCGCGUAAGUUGGAGAGAUCAGAUGGUAUGGAAUACAUUAAUUUAUUGUAAUGAGAAGCUAGCAAAACGAUAGGCAACAUUUGUCCGAAAUUUCAAUUUUUAAUUACCUUUCGAUGGAACGAACAAAGAAAAAUAUAUAUACAUAUAUUUAGUGCAGCGAAUGCAAGCGGAAAUUCGAAAUUCAUUUGUUUCUCUUACCGAUUGAUUAACGAUAAAUGAUUAUAUUGUGAUAUCUAAAUUAAUUAACGUAUUGGACUAGAGAGCGAGGACGAGAACGAGAGCAAAUAGAAAUUGAGAUUAGCAAAGGGCAUUUGCUGAAAUACUAACUGAAGCAAAAAGUUAAAAAAGGACAAAAAAUAAAAACCAACAAGCAAAAACACACACACACAGAGACACACUAAGCAAAUAUGUAGUCUAUAUAUUAUAUAUAUUUAAUUAAAUGUACUUCUUUUGGAAUUCAAACUAGGCUAAGUGAAAACUUGAAUACUCUUGUCUAAAGAAAAACGAAUGAAAACGGCAGAGCAGCAGCACGAUUAGAAGAGAGACGCACUAGACCCCAAGCGGCUAUAGCUCUCUCGCUCAGACAGAGGCACACACACACACAAACACGCAGACACACACACACACACACUCAGUCCCGAUGCACAGACUAGAAUGCACAACCCCCAUAGAUAUACCACCCACUUGACCUUCACCCCAAAGCAAACAAACCCUCAGCGUUUCAAACCGAAAGACUUGGGCCGAUCAAAGGCGUCCACCCCCCAAAAACAAGGUAACCUGCCCCGGAAAAAAGAGGAAAAAACAAAAAAUAAUAGAUUUUAAGGCGGGGCAGGCGGCCACAAAGACUAUCUUAACUAUCCUAUAUACUAUAUUCCGAAGUCCUUAACUUUAAACCCUUGUAACACAAAGCAACAAUAGAACAAUGAACACGAGCACUUGUGGCGUACGUAAUACGAAUCACACCUAGUGUAAGCGCAUGCAUAUAUUUUAUCAGAUAAAGAGUAACUAUGGAAUAAUGGAAUACCACAAUAUUAUAUAGCCGUUAAUCAAACCAUAUACAUAUGUAUGCUAUGUACAGUAGAGGGAAUUUCUAUUUUUUCUAUUCAUUUAUCUGUUUUCUAUUUUCUUUUGCUCAGAUUCCAAAUUUUGAAAAAAUUUUAAUCACAGCGUCGAGUCAAUUACGUUUACCGCGAUUCCCCUAAAACACACAUUUUUACGGCUUAGCUAAACCUAACGAUUAUAGCGAUAAAUGAUAACGAUGAAUGAUAAAUCUCACUAUCGAUUAAUAAGGCACCCAGGAGCGAUUAAGUAUCGAUCACCUUUACGAGUUUGGGCCGAAUGCAGCCCUGUCCCCCCCGUCCGUCCAAUCGCAAUUGCGGCUCAGUUCCUGGAAAACCAUGGCUCUGGCUUUCGGAUCUUCGUAGUCGGUUUGGAUCCAUCGGGGGCCAUCGCCUGCAUUCCACCCAACCCGCCCCCUGAGCCACUUCCGGUCACGGAGGCGCGCUUCCGGCGUGGGUAAUCAUGUUUUGGAUUGCACACACUAGCAAAAAUUACUGUUAACUACACAGGACACUCCCCACACACACACACAUCGUAGACUGUCGCAGUCGGUGUCGAAGUGUCGCAACCACGAUUUUCGAUUCGGGCAUUGCGGGAUCUCGGGCAUGCUGCCUUUACGCCCCAUAAGACGUGCCACCCAUUGGGCAACCGGAAUCCAAAAUCGUAACACCAAUCCACACCGCCUGCGGCAACUAAUGAGUUCUU